AAAAUAAUAACACCAUUAUAAUUUUAUGAUGCUUUACACAUAACAUUGUUUAUUACUCCUGUUCCUGCGUAUUUUACGACUUCGUCACUAUGUUUGUUUGCCAUCGCUGUGAUAUUGAGGCCAGAGAUGGUGUGCAGUGUACACUUUGCUUAAACUGGUAUGAUUUUCCAUGUGCUGGUAUAACGGAGGCAGGCUAUCGCAAACUUGGUGAUAGGAAGGCUACAUGGAAAUGCAGCGCAUGCAAGACUGGGCUGGCGAGUCCAUUGAACCCCCCUACCAGCAAACCAACAGCAGGAAAAGUGACACAAGUCGACUUAGAUAACAUCUUCCAGGAGCUAAAAAAACUGACAGAUCAGGUGUCGGCGUUGCCUCAGCUAGUAGAAAACGUGAGGUCUAUUCAAAUUGACAUUUCUGAGCUGAAGACUCUGAAGGAUGAAAUGCCGGAUUUUAAAAAGUCGCUGGACCAUGUUCAUGCUACUGUAGAUGAGCUGACUGACAAGCUAACUGAUGUGGAACAAGAAAUCCAAUCCUUACAGAAGACUAAGGAGGAUAUUACGAGACUCCAGCAGCGUUUGGAGAAGAUUGAGACAACGUUGCAUGAGAAUGACCAGAGAUUGCGGUUAAACAAUGUGGAAAUUAAAGGUGUUCCAGUUACCUCUUCUGAGAAUCUUUUCACAAUUGUCUCUAAAAUUUGCACUAAGGUCAACUGUGAAGUAAGACAGGAACAAAUUAAUUACAUUGCCCGAGUUCCACAGCGCAAUAGCAAGGAUAACAAGAACAUCAUUAUGUCACUGCAUAAUCGUUACUUGCGAGAUGACUUCAUUGCAGCAGCCAAGAAAUGUAAAAAUCUAACGAUUACUGACAUAGGCUUAAAUGGCAGUGGUAAUAUUUAUGUUAACGAUCACCUUACAUUUGAGAACAAACAGUUGCUCAACAAGGCAAAAUUACUUGCUAAGGAGAAGAAUUUUUCCUAUAUUUGGGUAAAAAAUUGCAAGAUUCUUGUGAAGAAAAAUACAACUUCUCCCACAUUAGUGAUCAAGUCGGAAUCAGAUUUGAAAAGAAUCUCAUAGGUUUAAAGUUCUCUUCCGAUGUUAACAUGUUUGUUUACUAUGCUAAGAGUUUGAGUAACACUGGUACGAAUAUCUACAUUUAUUGUAUAACUGCGCUAAUGACCUUCGCUAUUAUCUUCGUGCUGCUUGGGUCGGGUCUUACUACCUGCUCGGACUAUUACAAUUUCAUACCUUACAUAUCAGUUAAUAAGGUUGAUCUUUUUCCACUACGCCUUGCGUAUUUAAUUUUUCUUCCACCUUACUUUUUUAACCAUUUAAUUAUUGUAUACGAGUCUUUCGUUAUGUUUUGCCACUUGCCAUUUUUACUUAUAAAACAUGAUAUUAUUAUGCUUAAUUUGUUUAUAGUUAUGAAGGAUUUAUUUAAAUGCUGGUUUACAGUUUUUACCGCGUCAUGUUAUUGUCGUUUAACUUGCGGUUUACGAACGGGUGUGUUAAUCUAUGUGCUAUUUUUUUUCCAUUGCAAAAAUGAUGAUUAAUAUAUAUUAUCAGAAUGUGCGUGGCUUGCGGACUAAAGUAUCUGAUCUUCUGAGAAGCGUCUAUAUACACAACUAUGAUGUGAUAUGUCUAACUGAGACUUGGCUUAGGGAUGAUUUUAAUGAUUAUGAACUAUUUGGUGAUCGUUAUAUUGUCUGGAGGCGAGAUAGGAACUACUCAAAUACAAAUCAGACUCUCGGGGGAGGGGUCCUCAUCGCGGUUCAGCGUGAGCUUAUUUCGGAGUGCUGUAACGACUGGUGUUCAUCGGCCGAGGAUAUUUGGGUAACUAUAACACUUAGAAAUUUGCGCCCUAGUAAAACGUACAAGCUACAUAUCUGUACGGUGUAUAUUUGUAAGCAAGGCUCAGGCAAUAGUUUGAUGACGCAGUUGGCUUACUUUUAUAAUAAUCUACACGACAAAAUAGUAGGCAAUCUGUCUGAUUACUUUCUAGUUUUGGGAGAUUUUAAUUUACCUAAUUUGUGUUGGUUACUAGCAGAUGAUGGACAUUCUUAUUAUCCGGUAAAUAUACAAGGUUCAAUAUUGUCUGAUUUUUUUGAUGUUAUGAAUACAUGCAAUCUGUUACAGUACAAUAGUCAUAUAAACACUAAUGGUAGAAUAUUAGACUUAGUUUUUUGCAACAAUGUGAUUUCUAUUGAUAGAUGCCCUGACCCGUUACUACCUGAAGAUCCUCAUCAUGUUGCCUUGGACAUUUUCGCGAAUUUUAUUGAAUGUCAAGCAUUACGAAAUCAGUCUAGAAUUAAAUAUUUAUAUCAGGCAGCUGAUUUUGCGUCAAUAUCUCGCGAACUCGAUGGCUUUAAUUGGCAUCGCGAU
Spodoptera frugiperda (fall armyworm) is the source of this 2375-nucleotide messenger RNA. RefSeq lists its product as uncharacterized. The transcript has a single exon. The coding region runs from base 90 to 1070 and encodes 326 amino acids. The record is from RefSeq and is a predicted model, not a curated record. NCBI's taxonomy places the organism in Eukaryota, Metazoa, Arthropoda, Insecta, Lepidoptera, Noctuidae.